ACCGCACUAAUAAAGUCGAGAGGCAAAAACAUGCCUUAAUCGCGGGCGACAGCAUAGCGAGUGCUUAGUGGCGCUCAGCGGCAAGAACGUGUCUUAUUUGAGCGCAGCGGCAAGAAGGUGUCUAAUCGGCGCCGAAUCUUUUGCGCUUCGAUUUUAAGUUGGCAGCACUGUUAGACAUCACCAGCUCAACUCGGCAGAGUCACGCGCUUUUGCCUUCGUCUGCAGUUCACUGUUUGUAUAUCACUGUUUGUAUUGAAAAUGUAUGGUCGUUGCGUUGUGCUGUGUCGCUGCAUCAAGUCAAACAGAGUAUGCGAAGAAGCAGGUAGCAGGCAAAAAUAAUUUGAAUGCUGUGUCAAAGACAGCAACGACCAUAACAGUUGCAGCAUCAAUAACAACAGCAACAACAUCAAGCUCAACAAAGACAGCAACGACAAUAACAGAGGCAGCAUCAACAACAACAGCAACAACAAGCUCAGCUGUCAAAAGGGUUGGUUUGAGAGUUUAAGGCAUAAAGAGUCGAUCAAGACUGAGAUAGACACAAAUGCUGUCAGUACAAACGCAACACCUCAGAUCUGUUCACAGUUUGUGCAAAACAGUUCUGAGGUAUAGAGUUUGUACGUUGCCAAUACAAUUUUCAACUAUGACUCAGUUCCUUUAGAUUAUUUUUUUUUUGCAAAUAAAACUUAUGUUUACAAAAUAUUCAUAUUAUUCAAUUAUAUAUCAAACAAUUAUAUUUAUAAGUUUGGAUCUGCUUUUUCAAUAAUGUUUACAAUAAUUGUUGUUCAAAAACAGUUCUGCGGUGUCGAGUUUGUAUAGUGCCAAUAUAAUUUUUAACUAUGACUCAAUUCC
This is a messenger RNA of Trichogramma pretiosum, 849 nucleotides long. RefSeq names its product spore coat protein SP96-like. The record is from RefSeq and is a predicted model, not a curated record. Lineage: Eukaryota; Metazoa; Arthropoda; Insecta; Hymenoptera; Trichogrammatidae. The transcript has 2 exons. Bases 263 to 505 code for a protein of 80 amino acids.